This is a messenger RNA of Theileria annulata, 2310 nucleotides long. RefSeq lists its product as uncharacterized. Gene Ontology annotation, biological process: attachment of GPI anchor to protein. Bases 1 to 2310 code for a protein of 769 amino acids. Lineage: Eukaryota; Apicomplexa; Aconoidasida; Piroplasmida; Theileriidae. The record is from RefSeq and is a predicted model, not a curated record. The transcript has a single exon. Gene Ontology annotation, cellular component: membrane; GPI-anchor transamidase complex.
AUGCUGGCGGGAAUUUUAUUUUUGGAUCGUCUUAGCUACAAUACAUCGGUUCAGGAGCAUGGAUACCUAAACCGCUAUUCAUUGAAUGAACUAACAGUAACAGAAAUCAAUCAGAUGUAUUUAACUAAGGGAGAACUAUUAAAAUCUCACAUAGAUGACCAAAAUAAUGGAUUAAAGCUUGGAAAACAGUCAAGAACUGAUUUUCACUGCCAUUACUACUCAAACAAAAAUAACUAUACUGAUUAUACUAAUUAUUAUACAACAUCUAUUAAUAAUGAUGGUAAGGGCGAGAGUGAUAAACCCUAUUCAUGUUGGUCAUCAGAACAUUUUGAUGAUACUCCCCAAGUGUUCAUAACGCUGUCAAAUAUAUUGAGUGAUAUAAAAAACAUCGAGGUUGGAUUUAAUAGAUUUUUAUACUCGUUUUCAACGAGUGGUAAAAAUGGUGCAAUUCCAGGCCAUAGCAUAUUAUUUCGUCUGAAUUGCAUGAGAUGUAUGCCCAGAGGAGCAACAUUGCUAAUUGCAACAGUUAAUACAGAGAAUUUUGAGGAAGAUUUAACGAGCGUCCUGCUCAGUGUAACAGCUUUGAGACACUUUUCAACAGCAAAGUAUCUCUCACAGAACAUUUUCCUGCUAGUGACAAUGCGUCAACUGACAUUUUCAGCAGGAACUAGACAGUUUUUGCAAGACUACUUCAAUAGUCCGUACUUCAAACUGAGAUCUGGAACAAUACAUAACGCAUUGGUGCUUGAUUUGGGCUGUAAUAACUGUUCAUCGUACCUAAUUUCAUAUGAAGGAAUAGAUGGCUGGUUGCCCAACCAAGAUAUUGUUAACAUCUUUGUUGAAAUCGCAAAUGUAGAAUCACUUGUAGUAAAUGUGAGAGGGAUGUGGACCUCGAUUUUUAGAAUGGCAGUUAACGUUGAUAGAACCAGACAUCACGUACCACUUUUAGAGAGGAAUAUUAAUGCAUUCUCACUGAUUUGUAAAUAUACCAGUUAUAGCGAGUCGAAGGUAAAAAAUAAUGAGGAACUGUUACUGAAGUCGUUAAUUCUGACUUUGAGGAAUCAGAACAACUUGGACACCGUUUUGGAAAGAUCCUUCAACUUUUAUUUCUUUGUUAGUCCAACUUCAUUUGUAUCAAUUUCAGUCUACAGCUUAGUCGUUCCACUCUUGUUUAUCAGACCAAUUUCGAAAAUUAUCCUUUAUCCGUUCUUCGAUAACUUGCAAAUGUUCCUAGGCAUUUCGCUAGUCUUUUUCAAUAUAUUCGUGGGAUCAAUUCCAGCCUACUUUAUUCUAUUAAAACUGGUUAAAAAGAAUUCCGGGAACCCAUUCAACUCACAAAUUAUUCAACGGAUCAAAUUCUCAUUAUUGGUGCUGGUAUUAUCGUAUUUCGUAGUCUUCCUGUUCAACUCACUACUGUUUUAUAAAACGAGUAAUUUAUUUGGGGAUGACUACACUAAUGUAGAUUAUCUAUCAAAAGAUUUACUGCUCCCGAAGCGGAAUAAUUCAAUAUUGAACAAGUUUAAAUUUCAAAAUUUAAUACGAGUUUUAAAACAUUUUAAACUUAAAUUUAUGAAUAAAUUUCGUAAAAAUGAUAAUAAUGAGGAUAAUUCGGAUACGACAAACACGGGAGAUACAGCGAAAAAUGUUGUACAUAAUAGUAUGGAAAUAAUGAGGACUAAAGAAAUCAUGAGAUGCAUGGGAUAUUACUGGUAUAUAUUGAGAUUACCAGACCGUCUGCCAAGUAUUGAAUUGUUUCUAUUAUACUCAGUUUACUUUGUAUCAUUAUCGUUUUUGCUAGGAUUGUCAGUUUUAAAUUGGUCUUUGUCAUUCUUACUCUCAAUUGUACUGUUAGUGCCCUUUAAUGUGAUUAGUACUAAAAGCGUUUUAAGAGGUAAAAUCACAGCCUCAAUCAGUACAAUUUACUUCAUCAUAUUCACAAUAUUUUUCUAUCCAUUUGAAGGCAAAGUGGGUAUUGCAAGGGCCUUUUUGUUUGAAAAUUCUAAAAAGUGCUUCAAAAUCUUGGGGGAAUUUUUUAGCUCAGGCUGGUUUAGGAAAAAUGAUAUAACGAACGAUCUGGGAGAUAAAUUCUCGUACAUUUCUGAACACGUAUUUGGAUCUAAAACUCAAUGGAUAAACUCAAGAGGAAAUUUGUUUCUUUUAAGGAAAAUCUACUCAGCUUCGGAAAAUCAUCUUCUCUUUGGAUCCUAUAAUAUUGUGGUUCUUCUCUUCAUGUUUGGAAUCAUCUCACACACGCUCUUUUUAAACCUCUUACUACUCAUUAAACGAAGUCACAAAGUUAAAUCAGACUAA